AUGUGUGGAGCUGAACUUCAUGAGGUGACGGUCACGGACUUGCGAGAGAAGAAGCGAACGAUCUACCGCAACAUUGACGGCUACGAGGACAGCGUCAAAGCGCAUCGUGAGGCGGCUUUCCCUAUCUCGCUGAUCCUCCAAGCACUGACCGUCAUCAGCGUGAAGAACGCAUCAGCUUCGCAGCCCAUAGACAAGGUGAGAAUCCUGAAUACCAUCUGCAAGAAGACCUCCCUGGAUAGCGAUCCUCCAGACAGUUCACCUCACUAUGACGAAGUCGAUUCAGGACUCCGCGCCAUCUUCGCCCUCUCGGCCUUGCCGAUCUGCGCGAAGCGCGGCCUACGUGAGGAGCUCGGGUCCAUUGCUGAAGUCCUGCGCAAGGACACGCGAGAAAGGGAGGCUCUGAAUCUGAACCUCACGGACAUGGCGGAGCUCCGGGAUGAGCUGCUUGGGAGCCUGGCGCCCACCUUCCCUCCCAAGCUCCAGGACUUGACCUUGCACCUCACGCGCUGCGUCAAGAUUUCGGAUGCCGGGAUUCAGGCACUUUGCAAGUGCAUGCCGAAGGCAUUGAGGCGAAUGUACGUCGCCUUCUUCGGAUGCGCCAACCUCACCGACGACGGUAUGAAGGCGAUCGGGGAGGCGCUGCCUACAUCGUUGAGGCAUUUGCGGCUUAGCUUCGGUGAGUGCCGGCAGGUCACGGACGCAGGCGUCAAGCACCUGGCCUCCCGGCUCCCGAAGAAGCUGGUGGACUUGAACCUGAACUUCGAAGGCUGCGAGCUCCUUGGGGAGGAAGCUGCGGCAUCCCUGGGGAGAAAGCUUCCGACGACGCUGCAGGCGUUGGUGCUCAACUUUAUGGGCUGCCACCACGUAUCUGACCAUGGGGUAGCAACUUUGGCAGAGGGCCUGCCGGAGCUGCAGCAAUUUGAUUUGGGCUGCUUUGCCAUCGCAGCCUCCGAUGUUGGGGCAGUGGCACUUGCAGCAAAGUUACCGACGACAUUGCAGAGCUUUGCGUUGGACUUGCGGAGCACGAACGUCACGCACGUGGGCAUCUCGACUUUGGCAGCGAAUGUGCCUGAUGGGACAGACGUCAUGUGGCAGUUUGCGAAAAGCGAUGGUGCCGGCAACACGGAGCUGACCUGCCUGAAAGACCUUCGAGUUUGGCAGGAGACGGCAUACGACGUGGCCUGGACUGGUUGGUUGCUCCUCAUCCCCGUCCCGUCUCGAGCCCUCGUAGAUGCGAAGCUCGGCGAAGGAGUCUGCGCCUGCACCGUCUCCGACCCUGGCAGGGCCCCCUGCGCGGGCACUGCGGAGCAAAGCGAAGGCAAAGCCAAAGGCCAGCGGUGUGCGCGGAAGAGAUCUCGCCUGGCCAAAGUGAGGAAGCCUUCACAGGAGACAGAUGCGUGCUGGUGGUUGCUUACCGUGACUGUUGAGGCUGAGAAGGUGCCGAGCAUCGUGACGGAGGGACUGAGGUCUUGGGGCCAGCUCAAGAGCAGCAUUCUCCCGAUGGACCCAAUGCUUUUCUUCUCUCUGACGGCGCCAUUCCUGCGGCCACCUGGGGGGGAGGUGCAUGCAGCUUCGGCGUCCGGCAAGACCUGCUUGGAGACCUGCCUCAACUAUGGCCUCACUUGCCUGGACCAGGAUCUUCUCUUCAUCAACCACUGCGCUGCCCUGGCAACUAUCUUCAAGUGCAGAGCCUGCGAACCAGGUUUGGACAAUGCAGGAGUUGAUCAGUCCGGGGUAUGCCUCUUCAAAGUUUCGGCGUCGGACCUGCCUCAUUGCAACGAGCGGAGCCCAUCUCUGAGAAGACUUUGCGCAUGUCGACCCAUAUCUGCUGGUGGCCAUGGGCAGCUCUCCCUCUUCUCGCACGAUGCUCCCGCUGAGCCGGUGGACUUGAGCAUGCAGCGCACUCCCUCAGAUCUGCCGGACUUGCCGGAUAGUGAGCUGUUGCGAGAUGACGGUGUGGAGGCUGCGGAUGCCCUGCAUUCGCAAAUCCAGCAGCAGCAGGACACUCCCGACUGGGCUUCCUCUCUGGAGACCCACCCCGAGGACUUGGCGAUACUGGUCAUCGCCAGCGCCGGACGCCAGGAGCUUCUGGAAACGAGCUUACGUUCCUUGGCUUCGCUGCAAGGCUAUCGGCGAGAGCAGGUUCUCGUGUUCCAGGAUGGCCCGGACGCGAGAGCACAAUGGGUCGCACAAACCAUGUUUCAACUUGCCUGGGUCUUGAACGACCGUGAGAGUGACGAGAGCAUUCUUGACUUCGACUCCCGGGUCACUGGGCAUCACCGGGCGGCGAUCUCCUUUGCCUUGCACAAGCAUUUCCCCAAAGCUCGAACGCUUGUGGUUGUGGAAGACGACAUGGAGGCAGCACCCGCUCUGACCCCAGGCAUAAUGAUAUUCUGA
Symbiodinium sp. CCMP2592 is the source of this 2397-nucleotide messenger RNA. Lineage: Eukaryota; Dinophyceae; Suessiales; Symbiodiniaceae. The record is from the annotation of a GenBank genome assembly.